AGCCCGCCCAGCCGCUCCGGCCGCUCUUUCCGCCCUUCUCGCUGCUCCGCUGGGACGCGGGCGCACAGCGGGGGUCUCUCCAAGAUGGCGGCGCAGAGGAGGAAUCUGCUGCAGAGUGUGAGGAACCGACUCGCUCUCCGGGAGCAGCAGCCAAGCUGGACGGAUGACCUGCCACUCUGCCACCUCUCCGGGGUUGGCUCUGCUUCCAACCGCAGCUACUCCGCUGAUGGCAAGGACACCGAGAGCCACCCUCCAGAGGACGGCUGGCUCAAGUUCAGGAGUGAGAACAAUUGUUUCCUAUAUGGGGUCUUCAAUGGCUACGAUGGCAAUCGGGUGACCAACUUUGUUGCCCAGCGGUUGUCUGCGGAGCUCCUGCUGGGCCAGCUCAACACUGAGCACACAGAGGCUGAUGUGCGGCGAGUGCUGUUGCAGGCUUUCGAUGUGGUAGAGAGGAGCUUCCUGGAAUCCAUAGAUGACGCCUUGGCUGAGAAGGCAAGCCUGCAGUCCCAGCUGCCCGAGGGUCUCCCUCAGCACCAACUGCCUCAACAGUAUCAGAAGAUCCUGGAGAGACUGAAAGUGCUGGAGAGGGAGAUCUCAGGCGGGGCCAUGGCUGUCGUGGCGGUCCUUCUCAACAGCAAGCUUUACGUUGCCAAUGUCGGUACAAACCGGGCACUUCUGUGCAAGUCUACAGUAGACGGACUGCAGGUGACUCAGCUGAACAUGGACCACACAACCGAGAAUGAGGAUGAGCUCUUCCGCCUGUCACAGCUGGGUUUGGAUGCAGGAAAAAUCAAGCAGGUGGGAAUCAUCUGUGGGCAAGAAAGCACUAGGCGCAUUGGGGACUACAAGGUCAAGUAUGGCUACACCGACAUUGACCUUCUCAGUGCCGCCAAGUCCAAACCGAUUAUCGCGGAGCCAGAAAUCCACGGUGCACAGCCUCUGGAUGGGGUGACCGGCUUCCUGGUGCUGAUGUCUGAGGGGCUGUACAAGGCCCUGGAGGCCGCCCAUGGGCCAGGGCAGGCCAACCAGGAGAUCGCCGCAAUGAUUGACACUGAGUUUGCCAAGCAGACCUCCAUGGAUGCAGUGGCCCAGGCCGUGGUGGACCGGGUGAAGCGCAUCCACAGUGACACCUUUGCCAGUGGCGGGGAGCGUGCCAAGUUCUGUGUACGGCACGAGGACAUGACUCUGCUGGUGCGGAACUUUGGCUACCCACUGGGGGAAAUGAGCCAGCCCACGCCAAGCCCGGCCCCAGCUUCGGGGGGCCGUGUGUACCCCGUGUCGGUGCCCUACUCAGGCGCCCAGAGCACCAGCAAGACCAGCGUGACCCUCUCCCUCGUCAUGCCCUCUCAGGGCCAGAUGGUCAAUGGUGCCCACAGUGCUUCCACCCUGGAUGAAGCCACCCCUACCCUCACCAACCAGAGCCCCACACUGACCCUGCAGUCCACCAACACGCACACCCAGAGCAGCAGCUCCAGCUCUGAUGGGGGCCUGUUCCGCGCCCGGCCAGCCCACUCACUGCCACCUGGUGAGGACGGCCGCGUCGAGCCCUAUGUGGACUUCACAGAGUUCUACCGCCUCUGGAGCAUGGACCAUGGCGAGCAGAGUGUGAUGACGGCGCCGUAGCCACAGGGAGGGAGUGUGGCCCGAGUUGGACUCUGUGCAGGACAAGCCUACUUUCCUGACUUCUGCCUGUGCCAUGGAGACCUGGUGGGCCUAUUUGUCCACACCUGGCCACGACACAGGACAGGAGGCCACCCGUGGGCAGUCUCAGGCCCUGAUCAUUCCUCAGAACAAGGGCCCACAUAUGGAAGCUGGGCUAGCCUGCCAGCCAAGAGUUCCUUCAAUCACAUGCAGCAGAGUGGAACAGGCCAUCCUGGGGACCCAAGUGCCACAGGCCCAAUAGACGCUGCUCUCUCAAGGCCACCCCUGCCUGCUGCUGUCUUACCUGAAAUGGCCUGUGGCUGCUUCUCACACCCUCACCUCUGGACAGCAAUUUCCCUUCCAGCCUCUCUGCCCCAAGAUUCUGGCUUCACAGUAGAACCCAGAUAGGCCUUGUCCCUGUCCCUGUUCAGUCACGAUGUCCAGGAGGCCAGGGAAUGGGUUGGCCUCUGAGAUGGCCACAGGGGAGCAGGUCAGAUGAAAAGGACAAGACAAGGGGUGGCCGGCAGCGCUGGCGAGUGAGGGGUGCUCAGCUGCAAAAAGGAUGGGGCUCCUGGAGCACAGCUGCCCUGCAAGGGCGAGGGCUUUCUUGAUCCGUGUCAUGUUUACAAGCGUGCAAGCGAGGAUUGGGCUGGCCAGGCCCUGAGUGGACCAUUUGUCCUGUCCUUUGCUUUCAGUGGAGAGGGGCCAUCAGAGCCACUGAUGGUUUGCUGCUCCCACUUUCAGAGGACACGGGUCCAGGACACUUGCUCCUUGCCCAGGUCUCACUGUGUUCACGUGACACAUAAGCCAGCGCUCACACCUGUGGCCUUCUCAUCAGUACCGCGCUUGCUGGAUUCUGCCCCAGCCACCCUGACCUACUUUGUCCCUCUGCAGAGUCACAGGCCCCUGCUUACCCCUCAGUCUCAGAAUGCACUUCCCUGUUGCAGAGCUGCGCUCUUGUGGCGAAGUCACAGCAUGAGCAAGGAAAAGCAGGUCCUGCUUGCGGGCUCCAGGUGCCCUCCACUGUGAGGCCACCUUGUCCUGCCACAAAGGCUCAGGAACGGGGGUUCUCCAGGAAUGGCUCUGAUGCUGUGUGGUCUCUAAAAUAGAAUCCUGUUUUUAAUGCAGUGAAGUCGUACGUGGCAGUGUUAGGCGUGGUAGUGAUAAUGCCGUAACACUUGCACGGAGCAGUAUCCUGGGAGGCAGCCAUCUCUUGCUUUGCUUGGGAGGUUGAAGAACAAGGUCAUCAAGCUGGUAGGUGGCUCCUGGCAGUGUCCCUGCUGCUACCCUUACCACACAAGGGGCAGCACAGGAGCCUUGCCCCUUCUGCAACCUGCCUGUGGCCCACAGUCACAGGGGGCACCAGGUCCCCUGUCCGUGCACAGUGGCAGGGCUGUCAUGCUGCCCCUUGCUUCCUGAGCAAGUUGGUGGUGCCAUGACUACCCAAGGCUCGGGUCCCCUGGGUGGGUGCCUUGCCCUCUCCCUGCUAGCCUUCUGUAUUUGGCUGCCUGUGAUUAAAGGAUGUUCUAUGAAUAGUAGGCCAUAGCACUGCCCUUCCUGGUGUCACCCUGCUAGGAGCAUUGGAUCAAACCCAAGCACCACCUCCGCUUGGAAACAAGCCAGGCGCUAUUUGGCGCAGUCCACGGGUCACUGAUAUCCCUUCCCUUGUGCUAGGUGGAGACACUCAGCAGAGGGCUCUGCCUUUCAUACUGCCUUUCAGGAUAUGUCCCCUCUUCAUUCUCCAGCCAUGCCCUAAAGUGUCCUGAUGCCCACCACAGCCCCUAAAUACCUAUGGAGCGGGGUGACACCCAGCCCCCCCCCCCAAGGGCACACAGCAUCCUAUGAGAUCUCACUGACACAAGCAGGCUUAGGUAUGGUCCUAGUAGCCACCAUCCAACCCCUAGGACCUCAGCUUCUCCCAGUGUCUGCUCUGUCUUAGCUAUGGGGGUGGGGGGGGUGUGCACCAGGCCUGGUUUUGUGUCCCCUGUCCUUGGUCUUGGUAUCACCUAGCCCUGUGCACCUAUUGUGGCAACAGGUAGAACACCA
Molecule: messenger RNA, 3687 nt
Organism: Octodon degus (degu)
Lineage: Eukaryota; Metazoa; Chordata; Mammalia; Rodentia; Octodontidae
Gene: Tab1
Product: TGF-beta activated kinase 1 (MAP3K7) binding protein 1
Exons: 11
Coding region: 85-1623 (512 amino acids)
Biological process (GO): protein dephosphorylation
Cellular component (GO): cytosol
Molecular function (GO): protein serine/threonine phosphatase activity
Source: RefSeq, a predicted model, not a curated record